GGUACAGGGCACGGCAAGCAGAUACUGGUGCUGGGCCUGGAUGGGGCUGGGAAGACCAGCGUUCUACACUCUCUGGCAGCUAACCAUGUCAAGCGUAGCGUGGCUCCCACCGAGGGCUUCAACGCCAUCUGCGUCAGCACCCAAGAGUCACAGAUGGAGUUCCUGGAGAUCGGGGGCAGUGAAUCUCUGCGUUCAUACUGGAAGAUGUACUUGCCGAAAGUGCUGUUGCUAAUCUAUGUCGUGGACUCGGCUGAUCAUGCCCGACUGCCUGUGGCAAAACAGCUGCUUCAUCAGCUGAUCCAGCACAACUCCACCCUGCCGGUGGUGGUUCUGGCCAACAAGCAGGACCUUGAAGGUGCAUAUUCCAUCACUGAUAUCCACGAUGCUCUGGCACUGUCUGAUAUCGGGGACAACAGGAAGAUGUUCUUGAUUGGUACCCAUGUGGCAGAAGAUGGCUCUGAAAUAUCCUCCAACAUGAAGGAUGCCAAGGAGCUGAUAGCACAGCUGGUUUUAGAAGCACAGUGA
Nestor notabilis (Kea) is the source of this 525-nucleotide messenger RNA. RefSeq names its product ADP-ribosylation factor-like 9 (gene ARL9). The annotation marks the transcript as partial. NCBI's taxonomy places the organism in Eukaryota, Metazoa, Chordata, Aves, Psittaciformes, Psittacidae. The transcript is spliced from 3 exons. The record is from RefSeq and is a predicted model, not a curated record. Gene Ontology annotation, molecular function: GTPase activity; GTP binding.